UCUGUUAAACAAGUGAAGCUCCUUCAACGGAGGCGCCAAAUUUAUCUCUUCCUUCUGCUUAAUUAUUAGGGUUACGGCUUACCUUUCCGAUUCCGUCGUUUCUCUCCGCCGUGAGCAGCAGUUCGAGCCGCAAACCCCCACCGGCUCUACCCCCCUUCUUUCUCCUCCCUUAUCUCCCUCGUUGGCGACGCCACCGCCGUACGUCGCCUCGCCAAAAUCCCUUUUCUACCGCACCCCCUUCAUCUCUCAGUCGACGUUAAGGUAGAUUACAACUUGUUUUGUUUUGAAAUUUAGUCAUGACAUUACUUGAAGUCAUCAAGCAAGCCUCCGCCUCCUCCGAACCGCUUGCUUCCCGGUCUGACUACCCCAUUCUCCUCAAUCCAGACGAUAUUCUAACCAGUUUGAAAUCCAAAGUAGAUGAACCAGAUCCUGUUUCUCUUGUCAAUCCCAUUAUAGGGUGGAAAAUAUCUGAAACCGAUUCCAAGGUGAUUGAUUUGGGGAAAAAAUUCCACGAAAAUCUCAAGCUGAAGCUGAAAAACCGAAACUUUUCAAAGCCCGAGUUUAUAAAAAUUUUAUGUGUGUUUCUUGAGAAAGUGAGGGAAACGGUCGGAAUUGUGGUUGGUGUUAGUUCAUCCGACAAUCGUUACACUAAGAUUCUGAUUGAGAAACUUGGGUUCCUGAUGAGUAAAGAUAUUGGAGACUUGGUUUUGGAUACAUGUAUUGCUUUAGAGGAAUGGGAAUUGCUGGAGACUUUUGUUGUCAAUAGACUUGUUAAACACGCAUCUUAUUCAAAUUUGAUUUUGAAACUUGUGGCGAAGAAGAGGUCAGACUUACUUUGUCUUUGUAUCAAGCAAGCAUCAGAUUUUGGUCCUGCUGAUUUACAUUGCAUUUUGAAGUACUUUCUUUGCCCUUCCAAAGAGGCUUAUGCCAGUAUGCCUAAUGUGAGGAAGGAAUGGGAGGAUCAGGCAUUGCUAGCCAUUGAGAAGGCGAGUGAUAAAAGUCUCAAAGACAAGAAGUCCAAUCUGGCAAAGGAGGCUGCAAUUCAGCUCAUGGUAGCAUAUGAUGGGUUCUCAACCCAGGAACUGUGUUUGCAUUAUCUGUUGGCAUCACCUAAUCUCGAUGAAGUCAUUCUUUCUUCUGCCCUCAAUAAGUUGAACCAUGAAGAGAUGAUUCGUUUGAUUCGAUAUCUGGGAAAAUGGUUAAAGAGAUAUGAGAGAUUUCCUCAAGCAGUUCAUUGUCCAAAAGCAGCUACUGUGUUGGGUUUGAAGGCUUGUGAUUGGGUUCCCAAGCUUGAUGAUGUCGUCAGAUAUCUUGGACUAAUGCUGGACGAGAACUUUUCUUCAUUGGUAUUGCAUCCAGAUUUUCACGAGGAGCUGAAAUCCAUGGAGGAAUUGGUUAGUUCUCUAGCCUUGGAAUCGAAACUUUGCUGUGUUGUCGCUAAUGUAGCAGACAAUUUGAGAACUGAGGUGUAAGAUGUGUUCAUGGUUUAUUUGAGCGCAACUAUACAGCAACUUUGAAGGCUAUUUGGAGGACGUUUUUGUAAACUGCUUUUUCUUAGAGAGUAAAAAAAGAAAAAACAAAACGUGUGAAAACACUUUCGGUUUACCAAUGCCGAGUUUUUUUUUUUUCUUUUUCCUGGUUUCUGCUAAUCGGUCUUCUGGGUGAUACGGACGACUUGUGAUUUAAUAUUGAGGUGUACUUCAAUGGUAUUUGCAAGGAAACUAUUCACAGUUUUGAUAAAUUGUUUUGCAUCGGGUAAAGUCUUGUAUUCUGUGUUCCUAAUAUGGUUUAAUUGAAGUUAUAAUUUUGCA
Cucurbita maxima (winter squash) is the source of this 1811-nucleotide messenger RNA. RefSeq lists its product as uncharacterized. The transcript is spliced from 3 exons. Lineage: Eukaryota; Viridiplantae; Streptophyta; Magnoliopsida; Cucurbitales; Cucurbitaceae. Bases 297 to 1472 code for a protein of 391 amino acids. The record is from RefSeq and is a predicted model, not a curated record.